Leguminivora glycinivorella is the source of this 2035-nucleotide messenger RNA. Its product is annotated as TATA element modulatory factor-like. The transcript is spliced from 12 exons. NCBI's taxonomy places the organism in Eukaryota, Metazoa, Arthropoda, Insecta, Lepidoptera, Tortricidae. The record is from RefSeq and is a predicted model, not a curated record. Gene Ontology annotation, cellular component: centriole. The coding region runs from base 148 to 1656 and encodes 502 amino acids. Gene Ontology annotation, biological process: cilium assembly; clustering of voltage-gated sodium channels.
CAGACUUACACUAGUUGCCUAGCAACGUCAUUAUGACUUUACAAAGCGCGAAAUGUAAACAAAGCAAUGUGAGUACACGCGUCACUAUCUCAUCGUUUAUUUAAGUUUUAUUUAAAUACACUUUAUUGUAUUACUGAUGAUCAAAUUAUGGAAAACACAGCCUAUAAUGUACUUCAAACGGAAGUUGACUUUUAUAGGCAAAACCAAUCGGUAGUAGACCAAGAAGUCCGCACGCUGAUAUCGGACAACGAAAAACUGUCUCGCCAGGUGAAAAUGCUCCUCAAAGAAAGAUUGGAGAACGAGAGCCAUGAUGUGGACUACAGCAAGGAGUUGGAAGACUUGAGGAAACAAGUCAAUCUUAUUGCUAAGGAGAGAGAUUCCAUUCACGUCCUGUGGCAAACUUCUCAAAGAACCAUAGAGGCGUUGGAGAACGAACUUCAAACUUACCAAGGAUAUGAAAAGGGGAAUAAACAAGACAUAAAAGAAGAAAACCGUAGUCUUGAACUGAAGCUCGACACAGCACUGAGGGAUUAUAUCGAAUUAGAAUCCAAAUAUAAGGAGCUUCAAAAGAAGCACAGCGUAACGGAAAAUGACCUGAUUAAUAGGAAGAAGGAAAUUAAUACUUAUAAGGAAAGAGGUAAAACAUUGGAAAACAAAUUGGAGAAGACAACAAAAGAGUUAGAAGUGAACCGGAUCAAUUUAGCAGUGGAGAGAAAAAACAACGAAGAUCUAAAGUCGCAAGUGACAGCGUUGCAGAAAGAAUGCACGGAAAAAGCUAAGAAAGAAAUGGAGGCCAAAUCUAAAGUAGCCGAAGCGUUGCAGUUAUUCGAUUUAGUUUCGAAGGAGAAGAAUGAAUUGCAGAAAAAAGUCGUGAAACUAACAGGUGAAAUGUCCACACUAAAACAAACAUUAUCUAGAGUGAAGCAAGACACAGAAUCCAGCUACAGAGCGGAGCUAGACGAAGUAAAAGAAAAAUACAAUGAAAAGGUGGCUGACAUGCUCGAGCAUAUCAGGAACUUGGACACGGAGCUGGUCGAAAAGGGAUUGCUACUAAGCAAAACUCUUAGGGAAAACAAAGUCCUCCAAGCGACGAACGAGAGCUUUUUGAAGCAGCAGAAGAAUGAGCUCCAAUCCGUGGACCCGAAGCUAGCCCUCGCGGAGCAGCGAAUGGAAACACUCUUCCAAGAACUGGUAGCUUCAGAAAGGCGGAACAUCCAGCUGGUAUGCGAGAAGCAGAGCUUAGCUAUAGAUAUACAGAGGAUACAAGACAGCCACACGCGUGAAACGAAGCGACGCGAUUGGGAGGAAAAGCUACUGCAGUCACAAUGCGACGAACUUAAGAUUCAAGUGGAGCACUUACAGAAAUCACUGGAAGAAACGCAUGCUAUCAUCAGUAAAUUGCAAACUAUGCUCACAUCUCGGACUGAGCUAAAUCAAAAGAUGGUGUCAACUAAAGAAGAAGAGUUAGCAGAGCUCCAUAAACACUUGGAGAAUCAAAUGGAACUUAGUAAAAAGUGGAAAGAAUCCUACGUAGAAAUGACAACAAAAUUAAAGAAGAGAUUGGAGGAUUUGCUACAAGAAAAUAAAGAAUUAAGGUCAAUGUUAAAACUACCCUCAAUAGCGUCGUCGAUUCAAGACGAUAGCUCGAUAAGCUGAUAAAUAGUUGUAAUUAGAAUCAAAUCAAAAUGAAUUUACAGUGCAAUAUAAUUUUAAUAAAUCAUUUAUUAAACUUAAUGGUAUUUAUUGUAUAUACAAUUGUUUAUAAAUAUUGUACAAAAUCGCUUAUUCCCAAAAUAUUAUUGUAAAUAUUAGAGGGAAGGCAAGUAGCGACAGAAUCUGUCUGUCUGUCAGUAGAAUUAGAUGCAUGAUUUUGAUAGUCAUCUUGCCUAGAGCCCCAGAUGAUGGCUAUCAGAUACCCAUGCAUCUAAUUCUACUGACAGUACUGACAUCCAACGAGAAAAAAUUAUUAAGAGGGCUUUCAUGUGAAAAAUAGUGAAAUCGCAACCGAGCGCUUAAUCAUACCGUGUGAGGUAUC